Messenger RNA from Aureobasidium pullulans EXF-150, 2984 nucleotides. Its product is annotated as glycosyl transferase. Gene Ontology annotation, cellular component: cytoplasm. The coding region runs from base 235 to 2892 and encodes 885 amino acids. The record is from RefSeq and is a predicted model, not a curated record. Lineage: Eukaryota; Fungi; Ascomycota; Dothideomycetes; Dothideales; Saccotheciaceae. Gene Ontology annotation, biological process: glycogen catabolic process. Gene Ontology annotation, molecular function: glycogen phosphorylase activity; pyridoxal phosphate binding. The transcript is spliced from 8 exons.
AGCAGAGAGCCAAUCCUCUACGCUCUCAGCAGCAGCAGCCACCUACGGCAGCAAGACCAGAGCUUCGGGAAUCGUUGGGAGCCGUGAACCUCUUCUUCAGCUCCUUCUCACCUCGUCCUCUUCUUCCUUCGGUCAAUCAUCUUCCUGUUCCUUGCAACGCCUCGAGUCGCAGAAAGCUGCCCCUCACCCCCCUCAAGCCCCCUCACUCCCCAGACCACUCGUACCAUUGUAAUUAUGGCAACCACAACGACCCCUUCUCGGUCGCGUAGACCAUCGACAUCGGCUCCUGUCGCUGAACUCUCAGGGCCAAUUGGACCCGCCGGCAUCACGAGGCCCAAGCACAAGCGUACAAUCACAGGCUUCGGAGCAUCUGAUAUCAAGAGCGUCGAAGCUGAGAUUCCCGACGAGCAAAAGACUGCCUGGAAGAAACACAGUGCUUCUGGAUUCAAGAACAAGGAGGACUUCGAGUCUGCUGCCAUUCGCCAUAUCGAGACAACUCUCGCUCGGUCGCUCUACAACUGCGAUGAAGGCGCUGCCUACGGCGGAACAGCUUUGGCUUUCCGCGACCGUCUGAUAAUUGAUUGGAACAAGACUCAGCAAAGUCAUACCUUUGCCGACCAGAAGCGCGUCUACUACCUCUCUCUUGAGUUCUUGAUGGGAAGAGCCUUGGACAACGCCAUGCUCAAUGUCGGCUUGAAGGACGUUGCAAGAGAUGGUCUCGCCGACCUUGGCUUCCGCAUGGAAGAUGUCAUUGGCAUCGAGCGCGAUGCCGCUCUCGGUAACGGCGGUCUUGGACGUCUGGCUGCCUGUUUCUUGGACAGUCUUGCCUCGCUCGACUACCCCGCCUGGGGCUAUGGUCUGAGAUACAGGUAUGGUAUCUUCAAGCAGGAGAUCAUCAACGGCUACCAAGUCGAAGUGCCCGACUACUGGCUCGAUUUCAACCCCUGGGAGUUCCCCAGACACGACGUUACGGUUGACAUCCAGUUCUACGGACAUGUCCGCAAGUACAAUGAUGAAAAUGGAAGACAGGUUUCCGUAUGGGAAAAUGGCGAGAUAGUAACUGCCAACGCCUACGAUGUACCUAUCCCCGGAUACAACACCCCCACCACCAACAACCUGCGCCUGUGGUCUAGUAAGGCCGCUAGCGGUGAGUUCGACUUCCAGAAGUUCAACUCUGGCGAGUAUGAGCAGUCUGUACAUGAUCAGAUGAGAGCCGAGACUAUCUCGGCCGUCUUGUACCCUAACGACAACCUUGACCGCGGCAAAGAGCUUCGUCUCAAGCAACAAUACUUCUGGUGCGCUGCCUCGCUCCACGAUAUCGUCCGUCGUUUCAAGAAGUCGAAGAAGGCCUGGAAGGAGUUCCCCAACCAAAUUGCCAUCCAGCUUAACGACACUCACCCGACGCUUGCCAUUCCUGAGCUGCAGCGCAUCCUGGUAGAUGAGGAGGGUCUCGACUGGGACACUGCUUGGAGCAUUGUUGUCAAUACCUUUGGCUACACCAACCACACUGUCAUGGCAGAAGCUCUUGAGAAGUGGUCUGUCCCAUUGAUCCAGCACUUGCUCCCUCGUCACCUUGAGAUCAUCUACGAGAUCAACCUACACUUCCUGCAAUACGUCGAGCGCACCUUCCCUAAGGAUCGCGACAUGCUCUCCCGUGUCUCCAUCGUCGAGGAGUCUAACCCCAAGAUGAUCCGCAUGGCCUUCCUUGCCAUUGUAGGCUCUCACAAGGUCAAUGGUGUCGCCGAGUUGCAUUCUGAUCUGAUCAAGACCACCAUCUUCAAGGACUUCGUCAAGAUCUACGGUCAAGACAAAUUCACCAACGUCACCAACGGUAUCACUCCUCGCCGCUGGCUGCACCAAGCCAACCCCAAGCUGUCCGAGCUCAUCGCUUCCAAGCUUGGUGGCUACGACUUCCUCAAGGACCUUACCCUCUUGCACAAGAUUGAGGCCUACGCCGAUGACAAGCAGUUCCGUAAGGCUUUCCAAGACAUCAAGUAUGCCAACAAAACUCGCCUUGCCAACUACAUCAAGGAUACUACUGGCGUGAAGGUCAACCCUGCAGCUCUUUUCGACAUCCAGGUCAAACGUAUUCACGAGUACAAGCGUCAGCAACUCAAUAUCUUCGGUGUCAUUCAUCGCUAUCUGGCUCUAAAGGCUAUGUCGCCCGAAGAGAGAAAGAAGAUGCAGCCUAGGGUCUCCAUCUUUGGUGGCAAGGCUGCUCCCGGCUACUGGAUGGCUAAGUGUAUCAUCCAUCUUGUCAACGAAGUUGGCAGAGUCGUCAACAACGAUCCUGAGAUUGGCGAUGCGCUCAAGGUCAUCUUCAUCGAAGACUACAAUGUGUCCAAGUGUGAGAUCAUUGCCCCUGCCUCUGAUAUCAGUGAGCACAUCUCCACUGCCGGUACUGAGGCUUCUGGUACUUCGAACAUGAAAUUCGUCCUCAACGGUGGUCUCAUCAUCGGUACUUGCGACGGUGCCAACAUCGAGAUCACCAGAGAGAUUGGCGAGGACAACAUCUUCUUGUUCGGAAACUUGGCUGAGGACGUUGAGGACAUCCGUCACCAGCACACCUACGAAGGCGUCUUGAUCGACGACGGUCUCCAGAAGGUCUUCGAUGCCAUCCACAAUGGCAUGUUUGGUCACUCAGACGAGUUCUCCGCUCUGACUAACACAGUCGUCAAUCACGACCACUGGUUGACUUCUGCCGACUUCGAAGCAUACUGCAAGACCCAGGAUUCUAUCGAUGUGGCCUUCAAGGACCAGGAGUCUUGGCUCCACAAGACCAUCAUCUCAGUCGCUCGCAUGGGUUUCUUCACCGCCGACCGCUGUAUCGAGGAGUACGCCGAGAUGAUCUGGAACGUCGAGCCCCAGAAGAUGAAGCAGAAUGGCGCAUGAUCGAUAGAAGGAUAAAUAAAGAUCGUUUUACGAGACACGAGGAACAACGGGGACAAGGGCCAAUAGUACUUUGCUUUUAACAUAAUCCAAGA